Aedes albopictus (Asian tiger mosquito) is the source of this 1292-nucleotide messenger RNA. Its product is annotated as phosducin-like protein. Gene Ontology annotation, biological process: regulation of G protein-coupled receptor signaling pathway. The transcript has a single exon. NCBI's taxonomy places the organism in Eukaryota, Metazoa, Arthropoda, Insecta, Diptera, Culicidae. The record is from RefSeq and is a predicted model, not a curated record. Bases 324 to 1184 code for a protein of 286 amino acids.
AACGUUCCCGGAACAAAGGGGUAUUUUUACCCAUUUUCUAUUUCAAGACCAAGUGUAAUAAAUACCCAUUUUUUUUAAGUUCGAGACGAAUACUCAUUUUAGGGUAAACGGCAAAUACCCAUUAAAUGGGUUAAGCUUUUAGUUCGAGUACCCAUUAAUGGGUAUUUCUGAACUAACGUGUGGAUGUGGAGCGCUUUCAAAUUGGGUUUUUGUUUACCUCUGUCGUCAGCAUCUAUCAACUAGUGCAACCAAAAUCUUCGCUUGGAAAAGUGUUUAAUUUAAUUAAUACUCUCGUUGUUUAUCUGAAAUAUAUAACUAACACGAUGGCUACGCUAGAAGAUAAAAUUCUCGGUGAAAAACUAGAGUAUUAUUGCAGUAGCAGUGAAGGUGAAAGUGACAAUGAAGACGCUGACUCCAAAGAUGCACCCAAGGGUGGUAAAUCUGGCUCCGAUCUGAAAUUUACACCAGAGAGCCAAAUCAUGGAGCAAUCGCACUGGUCCGGAAGCACCACAAACACCGGGCCGAAGGGCGUAAUCAAGGAUUGGCAACGCUUCAAGCAGCUCGAAACAGAAAAACGGGAAACUCAGGAGCGCGAAAAGUUGAACCUCAUUAAAAAGCUCAGCAUCACCGCACGCACCACCGCGGAAGAUGAGAAAGCCAAAGAGCAGGAACAGUUAGACGAAGAACUAGCAGAGCUAAUGAGCGAUGAUUUUCUGAUGCAGUACCAGAAAAAACGUAUGGCAGAGAUGCUGGCUUUAGCGGGCAAAUUGCCAACUUUCGGUACCCUGGUGGACAUCCAGAACGGAGAUGACUUUUUGAAAUCGGUUGAUGAGGAACAAAAGACGGUCACGGUCAUUAUCCACAUCUAUGAUCGUUUCGAUACGGCUUGCAAAAACAUGAACAAAUCCCUCGGAGAGCUCGCUCUGGAGUACAAGAACGUUAAGUUUUGCAAGUUUAUGAGUUCUAUGGCCGGCUUGAGCAGCUUUUUCAAAUCGAACGGAGUUCCUGCUCUGCUGGUGUACAAGGGAGGCCAAAUGAUUGGCAACUUCGUGCGGGUUACCGACGAUCUCAGCGACGAAUUCGACAGCUCCGACGUGGAAGGUUUCCUGAUCGAGGCUGGAAUGCUACCGGAUAAAUCAUGUGUUCCUGCAAUAGUGACUGGGGUAGCUGGAAUUGCAAACUAAUAUUCUUAAUUAAGCAUUGCGUUCGAAAAUAAGGUAUUUUUAAGUUAUAUAGUACAUCUAUGUCUAGCUUAAUGUGGAAUUAUUAUAAAGAUUUUUAUAUCCUUCCAA